GAUCAAAUUAACUUUAAUCUCAUGCAGAUCAGAGGAGAGAUCGGAAUAUAUUAAUUGUUGGGACUCGAUCAUUUGAGGUUUUGACACUUGUAAAUCAUAGUACAAAGUGGGGCACAAGAUGAUCAGUAAGUUAAAAAUGUGUUGGGGCGUGCAAAAUGUAAGCCAUGUGACGAAAGGAAGAGCAAGAAGCAAUUUUCUUGCUAAUUAGUAGAAUGUUGGGGUACAUGUGGCACACACAUGUAGGGAGUGACAGAGGUAGAAUUCAAAAAUAUACUUGUGUCCUUCUUUCAAAAUAUAAAUAAAUAAUUAAUAUAAUUAAAACUAAUAUCUUAUGGAAUUGGAAUUAACAUGAUACAUUGUGUCAUCGCGGCCUGAAAAAUGAUGAAUUACGUACCAUAGUGAUGAUGAAUUUUUCUUUUACAGAAGAAAGAUUGGUCGAUCGUUUUGGUGAGAAGGUGAAAAUCAAGUCAAUCCAUUGGAAGCAUGUAUAUAGCAGUAUUAAUGGUAGCUAGGGAAAAGGUCCACCACCAGACCAGCCAGAGAUCGACCCAGAAUAGAGAAGAGAAUUAAUGGUCUCACUCUCUUCUCAUGGUCAUGUGGGUACUAAAAAAAAUGCUCUCACGCAAGCUAUCUGGGUUCGGUUAGCAUGCUAACUCCUUAGGGAUUGAAAAAAUGACACCCCUUAGUAUAUUAAAUACAACUAUAAUUAAUACACAAUAAUUAAUACACAUUAGGAAUUAAAUGUACCAUAUUAAUUAGGAAUUCUCUCACUAUUAAAUACACAUUAGGAAUUAAAUACACACAUUAAAUACACAUUAGGAAUUCUCUCACUAUAUUUGAUUUUUCCUUUUUCAGCAGUCUCCGACCACCAGACUUCCUCCGACCGCCACACUUCUCCGGUGAAAAUCCCAUCGGCAGACUCCCUCCGACCACCUCCAAAAAAUAUACCACUGCACUGAUACGGUGUACCACUGUACUGGUAGAUAUACCACUGCACUGAUACGUUGUACCACUAUACUGGUAGAUAUACCACUGCACUGGUAGCGAUAUCAGUGCACUGGUAGCAAUGUCAUACCUGAGUAUCAGUGCAGUGGUACAAAUAUCAGUAAAGUGAUAAUUAAUGUGGUGUAUUUAAUGCUUACUUUGUAUUUAAUAACAGAACAUUUAUUAUGUUUACUUUCAUUAAUACUUGUCAAUAAUUAAUGAAAAAUUGACCAGGGGUUGUCAAAAAACCAACCCCUUAAGGGGUUAGCAUGCUAACCCGUCCCAAGCUAUCUGGUUCGCUGGAGAAUCAUAUCGUAAAUAGUAAAAACUAAAAAGUGAAUUAUUAAAAAAAUUUGACCUUUUGAGAAUUUAGGAUGAAGAAAUAUCAGCACAACUAAUAAAACCCGGUUGAGGGGGAAACAAUUCCUUGAAUAAGGUUCUCAUUGGUUUAUUGGGAAAAUUUCCAUGAUUAGACUUCGAUGAUGACGAGACGUUAUCUUGCAUGGAAGAGAGAGAGAGAGAGAGAGAGAGAGAGAGAGAGGGAGAAUUACUUGAUCAUGCGUGGCAUCAUCUGGAGGUAGUUAACAUUAUUGUAGUUUCUCCGGCGAGCGUCUGAGGUCGGCCGGCGGCGGAGGUAUAACAGAAGUGAUAAUUAAUUAGCUACCGAAGGAAGAAUCGAAAGGGAUAGCAUGAUCCAAAGGCAACAUAUACACCAACCAACUUUCUCUUAGGAUCAAUGCGAUCCCAUUGGAUGCCUCCUCUAGUUGCACUUGCUUCUUCUUCUUCUUCUUCUUCUGUGUAUGGAGUGCGGAUCCCCUUCCCAUUAUAACUACACAACUCUCUCUCUCUCUCUCUCUCUCUCUCUCUCUCUCUCUCUCUCUCUACUUUGUCUUUGAGAUCCAAUGAUGAGGAAAAUGCUCCUUUUUUAAUUAGAAGGAAAAUGAAAAACGAGCAAAUCAGCGGGUCGCGCCAAAUUUCAUAUUAUGAAAAUAAAUAUUCAAGAAAUUAAAACAAGGGCUUAAUUGCAAGUUUGGUCACUCGAAUUGCUAUAAAAUUUUACGUUUGCCACUCAAAUUAAUUUAUUCUAUUUAUAGUCACUCUAAUUAGUUGAACAGUUCAAGAUCGGUCACUCUCCGUUAACCUCCGUUAACUUUGACUGACGUGGCAGUCAACUCUGACCGUUGAUCGUUAAAUGUGUGACGUGGCAAUAAAAAAUAAUUAAAAAAUAAAAAUUAAAUUUUUAGAAAUUACACAUCAUUAUAAAAAAAUUAUAAUUAUCAAAAAUGAAAAAAAGAAAUUAUCAAAAUGUCGCCGAAGAAGACAAUUCUGCCGUCCUUCUACGGCUCCCACACCGUCGUUUCCAAUACUGCACAUACAUAAGAAUUCAUUUCCAGAUUCAUAUUAUGUAAAUCAGUCAGCCAAUCAAACGAAAUUCCGAGCAUGAUCCUGGAAUCGUUUCACUGCUUGCCCAAAAUUCCUAUAAAUCAAUCGCCCAUGUCAAUUAUUGAGACAUCACCUCUUAGACACUGAAACCAAGCUACUCAGUACUGAAAACCCAUAGCCACCACCAUCAUGUUAUUCUCAGUGGAGCUCCUAGUCACCGGCUUUCUCGUCAUACUGGCGCUGAUUCUCUUCCUCUCCCCUGCUUCCGGCCGUCGUGGCUCAAAACGGUACCCAAUAAUCGGCCACGCACUGGAGCUGAUAAGAAACAAGGACCGCCGAGUUGAGUGGACAACAGAGCUGCUCCAAGCCUCUCCGUCCGGAACGGUUGCCGUGCGACUCCUCGACCGGCAACAGAUCCUCACGGUUGAUCCCGCCGUCGUCCAGCACAUCCUCAAGACCAAGUUCAACAACUACCCCAAGGGAGAAGACAGUCGAGCGAUCCUCUUCGACAUGCUCGGGGAUUACGAUCCUCUCUCGACGACAGCCUUCUCGUUCCACUGAGGGUAGCUCCCGCCGUCGAAAUCCGCCCUGGUCGCGAUUACGAUCGGAAAGACUAAUGCCGAGGUCUUGUCGCGAAUCUCGAUAGGGGGUUUCGACAGUGAGCGGACCGAAUGAGAGGGAACAGUAAACGGAACGGUUGUUCCGUCACGUUCUUCUUCUAGGAAGAGAGCGAGUGUCCCCUUUCAAGUUGCUUCAGUGGAGAAGAAUCCAAUUUCAACGAUGCGAUUGGAGAAGCAGAGCCGCCGGCAGGUUUCGACCCAGGAGCUCCGCCGCCCUUCAAUUUGGCCGAUAUUCGAGCCGCCAUACCCAAGCAUUGCUGGGUUAAGGAUCCGUGGAAGUCGAUGAGUUACGUAGCCAGGGAUGUCGCCGUGGUUUUCGGAUUGGCUGCCGCCGCGGCUUAUCUCAACAAUUGGAUUGAUCGACUAUCUUAAAAUCCAUUCCAUCCCAACUUAAGGAGAGAUAGAGAGUGAAAGGGGUGGUUCUUGAAACUUCCCUGUAGAAUUAUAAGAGAACAACUUGCCUGCAUAAUCUCAAACGUGAAGGGGGUGGUUCUCGAAAUUUGAGGGGUUUUUUUUAUUUUUUAAUUAUUUUUUAUUUGCCACGUCACACAUUUAACGGUCAACGGUCAGAGUUGACCGCCACGUCAGUCAAAGUUAACGGAGGUUAACGGAGAGUGACCGAACUUGAACUGUUCAACUAAUUAGAGUGACUACAAAUGGAAUAAAUUAAUUUGAGUGACAAACGUAAAAUUUUAUAGCAAUUCGAGUGACCAAACUUGCAAUUAAGCCUUAAAACUAGAUCAACUUGGUUUAGACUUUUAGUUUUCCAAACUAUACUUUAAUUAAUAAAUCAACCGAGCAGUUAGUAGGAGGAUGAAUUUCCAGUGAACAUAGAAUUUGAUUCCUGAUGUGGUUCAACAUGAAUGAUCUACCUAUAUAGUAUAUAUUCAAUAUAUAAAAAGUGUAAAAAAAUCUUGAAGAGGGAAACAAAUCGAACAUAAUGUCGAAUAAUUGGUGGCAAUAAUAGCAUUUAAUAAAUUUUAUAUAUUUUUAUUUUCCUUUUACUUAUUUUGAAUGAGCCUUCUGUUCUAUGGUGGUCCUCCAAGCUACUCCACAUUGUUCCAUUCCAUCUCUACUCACAACCAACCCUUCCUCUCUUUUCUUUUCUCUUAAUGCUUUCUCCACAAGGAAUACAUUCCCAAUCCAUUAAUAAAUAGAGAAUACUAAUGCUAAUUACAACUACAAUAUAUAGUACCAAUAAACUAAUGUGCAUUAUUAAACUAUCAAAUAUCAUGUAUGCCUUGGAAUAACUAUUUUCCAAAUGAGCGCUUUAACGUACAAAAUACCAUACCAGAAUUUUUAGCUUUCACGUAACGUUAUAAAAUUUAUAAAUAUAUAUCAUUGUGAUAAUAAUAAUAAUAUUGAACAAGAAAGUGCAUAUGGCAUAGAUGGAUUAAAAAAAGUAUGAAAGUCGUUGAAUAGGGAUUUAAUUAACUUUGUCGGAACAUAGUUGGUACGAGGUAACUUUAAGGGAUUAGUAGACCAACACUUCACAAUUGAUUCAAGACCAACAAUAUAUAUUCAAUUAUUCAUAAAUAUUUAAAGACCAAUUGAAAGAGCGAUACUACAUAAACUCUCAAAUUAUUGAAAAUAAAAUGUAAACAUAGAGAGAUACCAACGGCACGCGCAUAUGAUAUGGACAUCCAUUUUACUAAGUUCAUAAGAAUUUAAGAACAAGUGUAUGUAAUAAAAAACACCAAUGGGA
Molecule: messenger RNA, 4692 nt
Organism: Linum trigynum
Lineage: Eukaryota; Viridiplantae; Streptophyta; Magnoliopsida; Malpighiales; Linaceae
Source: the annotation of a GenBank genome assembly